Molecule: messenger RNA, 3903 nt
Organism: Silurus meridionalis
Lineage: Eukaryota; Metazoa; Chordata; Actinopteri; Siluriformes; Siluridae
Product: globoside alpha-1,3-N-acetylgalactosaminyltransferase 1-like
Exons: 2
Coding region: 14-820 (268 amino acids)
Biological process (GO): carbohydrate metabolic process
Cellular component (GO): vesicle; membrane; Golgi apparatus
Molecular function (GO): hexosyltransferase activity
Source: RefSeq, a predicted model, not a curated record
AGAUGUUGCCACGAUGAGCCAGUGGUUAGCUCCAAUAGUGUGGGAGAAUUCCUUUGAUCUGACGGUGAUUGACAACAUCUACAAGCAAAAGAAUAUCACCGUGGCGACAACCGUUUUUGCUGUGGGGAAGUAUGUGCGUUUCCUGAAGGACCUCCUAGAAUCUGCGGAGCAGCACUUCAUGGUGGGUUACCGAGUGCAUUAUUAUAUUUUUACAGAUCUUCCCCAUGAGGUUCCUGUGCUAACUCUGGGAGAGGGGCGUCGAUUGAAAAUUAUGAAAACAGCAGGCUCAAGCCGCUGGCAGGAAAUCUCGCUGCGCCGGAUGGAGAUGAUUGAGAAGCUCAUUGAAGAGGAACUCCUGAACAAUGCAGACUACAUAUUCAGCCUUGAUGUCGACUCCAAAUUUUAUGGCCACUGGGGGGCAGAAUCCCUGGGCGACCUUGUCGGCGUGCUGCAUGCCUGGUUUUUUGGAUUGUCUCGUGACCAGUUCACUUACGAGCGCCGUCCCGAAUCUCAGGCCUACAUACCCUUCAGUGAAGGAGACUAUUACUACGGAGGAGCCGUGAUUGGAGGACGUCUUGCCAACGUUCUCAAGCUGACAAAGACGUGCCGCAUGCAGUUGGACUUAGACCGAGCCAAUAAGAUAGAAGCAGUAUGGCAGGAGGAGUCUCACCUGAACAAGUACUUCCUCUACAACAAGCCCACCAAGUUGCUCUCACCUGAGUAUCUUUGGGAUGACAAAAAAGGGAAACCCGACUUCAUAAAAAUAGUACGUUUCUCACAAGUUCUCAAAAACUAUGCUGAGAUUCGACCAAACCCUUAAUGCGAACUCUGCUAAUCCCAUACAAUGCUUACAGUUAUGAAGGAAACUUUCUGUUAGCAUUCCUACAAUGUUCCUGCAACACUUGCCAUUCUAAGCACUGAUUGUAAAUAUUCUCAAAGCAUCCAGAAAUGUUUAUGAAUUAUUUUUGUACCAAAAUAGUAACAUUCUGAAAAUGCUAAUAUAAAAUAAUUAUAUUAUUCUUUACUUUGUUACAUAAAAAAUUAAAUUGUAUGUCAUCUAGCUCUUAUAUGAACUACAGAAAAAUGGUUGCUGUGUUUUCGUGGAAAAAGAGGUGUUUUUAUUAUCUACAGCCAUGAAAUACCCAUUAAUGAGAAUAAAGUGGGAGGAAACGAGAGACCCUGGAAAAAACGUAUACAGUAAUCCCCCGUUUAUCGCGAUGAUUACGUUCCAAAACCGCGCACAAUAAACGAAAAACCACGAUAAACGGAUGCCACCUCAAAAAUGUACUGUAUAAACUUUUUACUUCAUUUUAUAAUUAAUCAUUAUGUUUUUUAUUAAUAUAUUUGAUUAUUUCAAAAUAAAACUGCAUAAAAACAAUUCUCUAUAAGUUUUUUGGUCUAUGGUGCUCGCCACGAGAGAGCGGGAAAAUCAGACAAACGAAUUAGAUGCGACUGCAGGUAAGAGUGUUUAUGGAAGUGGGAGCUCAGUAAGGGUCUGAGUUCAAGCCCUAAACAAGGGCCCUUAACCCUUUGUGCUCCAGGGGUGAUGCAUCAUGACUGACCCAGCACUCCCACCACAGCUUCCUAACAUCACUGGAAUAUGCAAAGAUAGAAUUAGAAAUAAAGAGGCAAACAAUCUAAUAAUGGUAGGAAAAAACCCAAAACGUAAUCAAGCUAAGGUCAGGCAAUUAGCAAGAAAAAUGAAAUAAGUACAGCGAGAAGGAGAAGGAGAACAAAUAAAUAUCUAAAUACCAAUAAACCAUUAACAUUGACAAUAAACAAAACGGCUUAGUAACUGUAGUACAAUUAGUUGUUACUUCACAAAUGCAAGACAUAAACAAAGAGGUAUUUAUACACACAAUAAUCAAAACAAAAUGAAAACUUUUGAAUGCACGUAUGAAACACAUCUCAAAAAUUUGGGGCAGGGCCGUGUUUCCAACUGUGUAGCUUCACGUCUUCUAUCCACAUACAUCUGGGAACUGAGGAGACCACUUGCUGAAGGUAUAGAAGAGGAAUAUUCUCCCAUACGUGUCUGAUACAGGAUUCUAGCUGCUUAACGGUUCUGGGUGUUUUUUGUUGUGUUUUUCGUUCCAUGAUGUGAUAAAUGUUUCAAAUGGUGAAAGGUCUAGACUGCAGGCAGACCGGUUCAGCACCCUCACUCUUCUACUAUGAAGUCAUUUACAUUUACAUUUACAUGUAUGGCUUUUAGCAGACACCCAAAAGUUUUAGUGACGUACAAAUGUGCUUUAAGUCUCAAUGAGUAAAUCUACACUGGUAUGCCAGAUUACAAGCUUAAGAUAAAUCAGCCUACAACUCUGUUGAGAGGAUUUUUUUAUGAUUUUUUUUUUAAUUUUUUUACUUUUUUUUAAUAUAAAAGACAACACAAACCUGACAAAGUGCUAGUUUUAGUGUCUCAGGAAGAAGUUCGUUUUCGCUUGGAGAUAGCCAGGGACAUCCAGGGGAAGUUUAUUCCACCACCUCGGUGCCAGACCAGAAAAGAGCCUUGAGGUAUACUGGUGUCCAUGGUUUCUAAAAAAUAAAUAAAAAUUUUGAUUUGUCUGAUCAGAGAACAGUUUUCCCACUUUGCCUUUAGUACAUUCUAAAUGAGCCUUAGCUCAGAGAGGGUGGCGGGGUUUCUGGAUCAUGUUCAUGCAUGCCUUCGAAAUAUAAACUGCAUUUGUGGAUGACACGGGAAACUGUGUUCACAGACAAUUAUUUCUGUUAAUGAGCCAAUCUCUGUUUAUGAACCCACCUUAAUCUCAUCCCAUCUUUUCUUCCUCACAGAUUCUGCCCUAUUCAUACCUAAUCAUCUUACUGACCUGCUGUCAAUAAACCUCAUUCAUUUCAAUAUCACUUACAUUUGUUCCAGACUUUUGUUGCCCCGUCCAAAUUUUUCGAGAUGUGCUGCCACCAACAAAUUGAAAAUUACCUUAAUUUUUCUUUUAAAUGGUACAUUUCUCCAGUUUCACCCUUUGAUAUGUUUUUCUAUGUUCGAUUGUGAAUAAAAUAUGGGUUUAUGAGAUUUGCAAAUGAUUGCAUUCUGUCUUUAAUUACAUUUCACACAGUGUCCCAACUUCUUUUAAAUGAAAAUAAAGAGACACAACUCAGAAUAAAAGCACAUGAGAAUGCUCACGUUAUGAAUGGGGGAAUGUGGCGCUUUGACAUUGUGAAAUUACAACACAAACUAGUGCACUAACCUGCUAAUUUAACACUACUUUAUUGUUGGUAAUUACUAUCUGACCAUCUCUGUGUAACAAAACAAAUGAAAUCUAACCUGAUUGAGAACUAUUAGGUUUAGAAAUGUAAACAAAGUGGAAUUCAGAUGCUAAGUCAACAUGUCACCAGACACUUUUAUGAAAAUGACUGUAACCUGAUGCUUUUACUGAUUAAAAAUAUUUACCUUAAGGUCAAGGUUUAUACAACAAAAUUUCUUACCUAUCUAUUAUCUAUAAGAGGCCAUGACAACAUUACUACAGUCAACAGGUAGUAAAUUUGGCAUGUUUUUUGCGUUUCCUUUGAUUAAAGAUAUGUUAUCAGAUGUUUCUCGAGUUUGCAUGUGUGUUUAAUAAGGGUGCAUUUGUUUGCUUUGAAUUGAAAUGUGUUUUCUGAGUUUGCAUGAUUUUUAAUGAGGUUGCAUGAGUUUUUCUCUCAAUUUUCACUAAAUUGCCAUGUGAUUUCACUGAUUUUCAUGUGUUUUUGUCUCUGCAUGUGUUUUGAUUGAGGUUGCAACAUGUGUUUGCCUGUGGAUAUUUUUCCACAUGUAAUGACAUUUCUUUGAGGUUGCAUGUGUUUUCGAAGUAUGUUUACUUUUUUAUGUUUAAAAUGGAUUAUUAUUUCCACCGCCAUCACCUUCAGCAGUGUAAAACUAGUGUAAGAAGUGAGGUAGAUAAUAAACUGUAAAUU